GAAUGGAGGUUCAUCACGUGGAAUCCAGUAUCUCUUCUGGUGGGUCCAUCUAUCAAUAAACGAGUGGAACUGACUGAACCACACACGACUCCCCUCUCCUCCCUCUCCUCUCCUCCCUCCCUGGAUAGCCUCGAGCGAAACAAAACAGCAAGCUGCUGCCGCCUCCUGCUGGUUGUUUGGCUUUGCAUAUUCUCUCCUUUCAACAUUUUUGCAAAGCUAAUAAUAAUCGCAGUUGGUCGUGGCAAUCUGUAAUAACAAAAACACACAUCAAAUCAUAUUUUUCUUAGAUCAUGAUAACUCCCCUGCUGUUCCUGCAACUCUGUGUCUUAUCAAUAGUGUUACCGACAACUAGUUCUGCUUUCAUGCUCUCUGGUAGAGAGGAUGAUUUAUUCGCUGAAAUCUUGAGAGAUGAGGCUGUGUCAAGACUCAAUCAACUUGGAAAGGUGAGUGAUGCUGAUGGCUAUCUUGAGAGGACAUUCAUGAGCCCAGCUUCUGUGAGGGCAGCGAAUCUUAUUCGCGCUUGGAUGGAGGACGCUGGUUUGACGACAUGGGUGGAUUAUAUGGGCAAUGUACAUGGUCGAGUUGAGGGAUUGAAUGCAAGUGCUGAGGCUCUAUUGAUUGGUUCUCAUUUGGAUACUGUUGUUGAUGCUGGGAUAUUUGAUGGGUCACUAGGUAUAAUCUCAGCAAUAUCAGCUUUAAAGGUUUUGAAAAGCAAUGGAACUUUGACAAAUCUUAUACGGCCAGUCGAGGUCAUUGCAUUUAGUGAUGAGGAGGGAGUGAGAUUUCAAUCUACUUUCCUAGGCAGUGCUGCUGUAGCCGGUAUAUUACCAGUUUCAGCAUUGCAGAUAUCUGAUAAGAGUGGUGUAAAUGUCCAAGAUGCUCUGAAGGAGAAUUCCAUUGCAAUCACAGAAGAAAGUCUAUUUCAGCUCAAGUAUGAUCCACAAUCUGUUUGGGGUUACAUUGAGGUUCACAUCGAACAAGGACCGGUACUAGAAUGGGUUGGUUUUCCCCUCGGUGUGGUUAAAGGCAUUGCUGGGCAAACACGGCUAAAGGUCACAGUGCGAGGUUCACAAGGACAUGCUGGAACAGUCCCAAUGUCCUUGCGUCAGGACCCCAUGGCUGCUUCUGCUGAAUUAAUCAUGUUGUUGGAAAGUUUAUGCAAAAAUCCUAAGGAUUUUUUAUCUUAUGAUGGUCAUUGCAAUGAUUCCACAGUGGAAUCUCUUUCUAAUUCCCUUGUCUGUACUGUUGGUGAGAUAUCCACCUGGCCAAGUGCAAGCAAUGUCAUUCCAGGCCAGGUUACCUUUACUGUGGAUUUACGUGCAAUGGAUAACAUGGGACGUGAAGCUGUUCUUUAUGAACUAUCUAAUAGAAUGUAUGAAAUAUGUGAGAGGCGUUCUGUUUCUUGCAUCAUUGAACGUAAGCAUGAUGCAAAUGCAGUGAUCUGUGAUUCAGAACUAACUUCAGAGCUGAAGUUUGCAGCCAAUGCUGCUCUCAAGAGAUUAACCGGCGAAAUUCAAGAUGAAGUUCCCGUGCUAAUGAGUGGAGCAGGACACGACGCAAUGGCUAUGUCUCAUCUAACAAAGGUUGGAAUGCUAUUUGUCCGCUGUCGUGGAGGCGUAAGCCACUCUCCUGCAGAGCAUGUGCUGGAUGAUGAUGUUUGGGCUGCUGGUCUGUCAAUCUUAGCAUUUCUCGAGACGCACAUGUAAAUAAAACACAAUUCGACGUUCUUGUACAGGGAAAUAACUGUUUUAGCGCCAUGCACUAAUGAUGAUAUUUGUCAAUUGCAUAAUAA
Messenger RNA from Populus trichocarpa (black cottonwood), 1792 nucleotides. Its product is annotated as allantoate deiminase. The transcript has 12 exons. NCBI's taxonomy places the organism in Eukaryota, Viridiplantae, Streptophyta, Magnoliopsida, Malpighiales, Salicaceae. The record is from RefSeq and is a predicted model, not a curated record. The coding region runs from base 291 to 1706 and encodes 471 amino acids. Gene Ontology annotation, molecular function: hydrolase activity, acting on carbon-nitrogen (but not peptide) bonds, in linear amidines.